AUGGCAACCGUUGCUCCUUUAGCUCCGCCCACCAUCGUCCUGCAGGAGGCACCGGAGCAGCGAAGUCCUCAGGAGAUCACAGUCUUUGAUCCUGCAGGAAACAGUUACUAUCACUGGUUGUUCAUCAUCACCGUCCCUGUCAUGUACAACUGGACGCUGAUCAUCGCCAGAGCCUGCUUUGAGGAGCUACAGUCUGAUUACCUCUUCCUGUGGUUCAUCUUGGAUUUUUUGUCGGACUCCCUUUACAUCGCUGACAUGGUGUUCAGAACCAGGACUGGCUACCUGGAGCAGGGCCUGCUGGUGAAGGACGAGCUGAAGCUGAGGGAGCGCUACAUGAAGAGCUUCCAGUUCCGGCUGGACGUGGCGUCCAUGGUUCCCACCGACGUUCUCUACCUGCUGGUCGGAACCAAGUACCCCGAGAUCCGGCUCAACAAGCUGCUGCGCUUCAACAGGAUGUUGGAGUUCUUCCAGCGGACGGAGACGAGGACCAACUACCCCAACGCUCUCCGCAUCUCCAACCUGGUCAUGUACAUCGUCAUCAUCAUCCACUGGAACGCCUGCCUCUACUACAGCUUCUCCAAGGCCAUCGGCUUUGGGGCAGACCGCUUUGUGUAUCCUGACCCGUCGGACCCGGAGUUUGGCCGCCUGGUGAGGAAGUAUGCCUACAGCAUGUACUGGUCCACGCUGACCCUCACCACCAUCGGGGAAACACCGCCCCCUGUGGAGAACUCCGAGUACUUCUUUGUGGUCACUGACUUUCUGGUUGGGGUGCUAAUCUUCGCCACCAUCGUGGGAAACGUCGGCUCCAUGAUCACCAACAUGAACGCAGCCAGAGCGGAUUUCCAGGCUCGCAUCGACGCCAUCAAGCAGUACAUGAGCUUCAGGAAGGUCACCAAGGAUUUAGAGAAACGAGUCAUCAAGUGGUUCGACUUCCUGUGGACCAACAAGAAGGCGGUGGACGAGCGCGAGGUUCUGAAGUACCUGCCAGACAAGCUGAGGGCCGAGAUCGCCAUCAACGUCCACCUGGACACUCUGAAGAAGGUGCGGAUCUUUGCGGACUGCGAGGCGGGGCUGCUGGUGGAGCUGGUGCUGAAGCUACAGCCGCAGGUGUACAGCCCCGGGGACUACAUCUGUAAGAAGGGCGACAUCGGCCGGGAGAUGUACAUCAUCAAGGAGGGCAAGCUGGCCGUGGUGGCCGACGACGGCGUCACGCAGUUCGUGGUCCUGAGCGACGGCAGCUACUUCGGCGAGAUCAGCAUCCUGGCCAUCAAAGGCAGCAAGGCCGGCAACAGGCGGACCGCCAACAUCCGCAGCAUCGGCUACUCCGACCUGUUCUGCCUCUCCAAGGAUGACCUGAUGGAGGCGCUCACCGAGUACCCCGACGCCAAGGCCAUCCUGGAGGAGAAGGGCCGGCAGAUCCUGAUGAAGGACGGCCUGCUGGACCUGGAGGUGGCAGCUCAAGGUCCAGACCCCAAGGAGAUGGAGGAGAAGGUGGAGCGGAUGUCCAGCUCUCUGGACGUCCUGCAGACGCGCUACGCCCGCCUGCUGGCCGAACACGAGGCCACGCACAGCAAGCUGAAGCACCGAGUCUCGCGCCUGGAGAGGAAAGUCGUGCCGCCGCCGCGUGCCGACCAACUGAGCGCCGCCCCACCUAGUGCCGCCCUGGACGCCAAAGACGAAGAGAGGAAGUGA
Molecule: messenger RNA, 1692 nt
Organism: Salarias fasciatus (jewelled blenny)
Lineage: Eukaryota; Metazoa; Chordata; Actinopteri; Blenniiformes; Blenniidae
Gene: cnga1b
Product: cyclic nucleotide gated channel subunit alpha 1b
Exons: 11
Coding region: 1-1692 (563 amino acids)
Biological process (GO): monoatomic cation transmembrane transport
Cellular component (GO): plasma membrane; intracellular cyclic nucleotide activated cation channel complex
Molecular function (GO): cGMP binding; intracellularly cAMP-activated cation channel activity; intracellularly cGMP-activated cation channel activity
Source: RefSeq, a predicted model, not a curated record